AUGAAGAGGAAAGCAAAAGAGGAGACGUCAUUUAUAAAAGAUGGAAGACUAUUAUUAGAGGAGCUUCUUGCGUUUUGCAAUGGAAAAAGCAAUCCAAUCUGUAUCUUCUAUGCCAAAGAGCUUAGAAGAGCAACAAACAACUAUGACCAAUGCCAAUGUUUUCUGCAGGAUGUUGUUUUUGAGUUUUACAAGGGUUAUCCGGAAGGUCAUUUAAUCUCAGUCAAGAAGUUUAGAGAUGAAAAAAAUUUUGUUAGUAAAGACAUUGCAGUUGAAGGCAUUCUUCAACAAUGUUCUAAGGCUCUCUGGUUGCUGCUUGGAGCCUUGGAGACUAAAAAUCCAACUCUAGUGUAUGAAUUUGCAGGUCACAGCAUUCUCUCCAACCGUAUAUAUGUGACUCAUAGAGACCACUUUAAGCCAAUACCAUGGAAGUUUCAGAUAAGGAUUGCAAGGGACAUGGCUAAGAUGGUCAAUGUAGAAGAUGCUAUAUGUAGCAGAAUAGGUUAUGCUGCACCUGAGAAUGUGGUUACAGGCUAUUUAACUGAGAAGGCUGAUGUGUGUAGUUUUGGUUUGUUUCUAUUUGAGCUUUUGGCUGGAAGGAGGUUUGGCAUUUCUUGCUGUAAUGAUGAAGCCCUUCAACCAGAUUGA
Quercus lobata is the source of this 645-nucleotide messenger RNA. Its product is annotated as non-functional pseudokinase ZED1-like. The transcript is spliced from 2 exons. Gene Ontology annotation, biological process: cell surface receptor signaling pathway; protein phosphorylation. Gene Ontology annotation, molecular function: protein serine/threonine kinase activity. Gene Ontology annotation, cellular component: plasma membrane. The record is from RefSeq and is a predicted model, not a curated record. Bases 1 to 645 code for a protein of 214 amino acids. NCBI's taxonomy places the organism in Eukaryota, Viridiplantae, Streptophyta, Magnoliopsida, Fagales, Fagaceae.